Ilex paraguariensis (yerba mate) is the source of this 1050-nucleotide messenger RNA. NCBI's taxonomy places the organism in Eukaryota, Viridiplantae, Streptophyta, Magnoliopsida, Aquifoliales, Aquifoliaceae. The record is from the annotation of a GenBank genome assembly.
AUGUACUCUUUUGCUUCCAUUUCUUACUUUUCUUCUCUCCCUCCUUCUUCUCUUGCCAUCGGCCGCCAUGUCUUGCCAUAUCCGGUGGGGGAACACGGCAUUGCUCGCUAUACCAUGUUACAUGGGCCAAGACAAUCGAGAUCGCGCCACCCACAUCAUGUGAUUAGUGUACAGUGGCGUGAUCUUCUAUCUCCACACGCCAAUACAUCACUAGGACGACCCAUUCGUGUCAAUAUCAAUAUCGAUCAAGACCUUAAACCAUGCGUGGAAGAUGAAAGAACAAUCAAAUUGCCUAAAUCGUAUGCCAUGAAUGGAGGAGAUGGAAAUUAUAGUUAUGCUCAAAACUCAUCUUACCAGAGGGGAGCCGUGGAUGCUGCAAAGGAACUCAUCAAGGAAGGAGUUGCAUCCAAACUUGACCUGAAACUACUUUCUUCAUCUUCCACCAUAAACCCAUUUCGCAUAGCAGAUUUUGGUUGUUCCACAGGACCCAAUACGCUUCUAGCAAUGCAGAUCAUACUUGAAGUAGUGGAGCAAAAAUUCAAAUCAGAAAAACCAACAACCCAACUCAUCCCAGAAUUUCAGGUGUUCUUCAGUGACCAGGUUUUGAAUGAUUUCAACACCCUUUUUCAAUCUCUCCCACCGAAAAGACGAUACCAUGCUGCCGGAGUAGCCGGCUCUUUCUACGACCGGUUAUUCCCAACGGCCUCCCUUCACUUUGCUUUCUCAUCUUCUUCACUGUCUUGGAUCUCUGAUUUGCCGGAGGAGAUUCUGGACAGUAAGUCUCCGGCAUGGAAUAAGGGAAGGAUUCACUAUACAGGGGGUAGAAAAGAAGUUUAUGAGGCUUAUACAGCUCAAUUUGCCAAAGAUUUGGAGACAUUCUUGAAUGCAAGGGCAGAAGAACUUGUGGUCGGAGGGCUGAUGGCUCUUCUGAUUCCUACUGUCCCUAAUGUUAUGAACUCUUCUGAAACUACAACCGAGUCAGAGAUUGAUCUUCUUGGAUCUUGCCUCAUGGACAUGGCCAAAAUGGUAAGAAAUGUUGAGAAAUUAUAA